AUACAAUUAAGCAAAGGAAACUACAGUUCAAUACAAUGAAGUACGCAACGUCACCUACACCAUCACGCAGCAACAGUUCGUUGUUGGGGAUGUCUUCCAGAACUACAUCGCCACUACCACCGCCGGCAAACUAUCGCGAUUGCAUGAGUGCCACCACGAAAAGCUACAAAUACUUACGGCGCUUCGUCAAGUUUGAUCAAAUGGACUUCGAGUAUGCAAUGUGGCAGAUGGUUUACCUAUUCAUAGCACCGAAGAAAGUAUAUCGUAAUUUCAACUAUCGCAAACAAACCAAAUCACAGUUUGCGCGCGAUGAUCCAGCAUUUCUGGUGUUGCUUGUAGGAUGUCUCUGUGUUACAUCAAUUGGCUUUGCGUGGGUGUUAAGCUUAGGAUUCGUGCAAACCAUUCUAUUCACCUUGUACGUCGUGUUUGUCGACUGCAUAUUCUGCGGCAUGAUAGUGGCCACCAUGCUGUGGCUAAUAGCGAAUCGAUACUUUCGCGAUCGGAACAGCGACUUCGAUAUGGAGUGGGGCUACGCGUUCGAUGUGCAUCUGAAUGCAUUUUUCCCACCCCUGAUAUUGCUGCACUUUAUACAGCUGUUUUUCUACCACCCAUUGAUCAGCAGGGAUUGGUUUGUUUCCACCUUUAUUGGAAACACAAUAUGGCUGUUGGCGCUAGGUUAUUACAUCUAUAUUACUUUCCUGGGAUAUAACGUUGUUCCAGCUUUGAAAAAUACGCGAAUAAUUCUCGUAACACUACCGCUGCUGUGUUUGUUCUACGUUAUGACGCUAAUUAUAGGAUGGAACUUGAGUGUUUCAUUGAUGUACUACUAUCACUAUCGGGUGUUAUAAACAAUAAAUCAUACAUUUCCACAUCGUU
This is a messenger RNA of Anopheles maculipalpis, 876 nucleotides long. RefSeq names its product protein unc-50 homolog (gene Unc50). The transcript is spliced from 4 exons. Gene Ontology annotation, cellular component: Golgi membrane. Lineage: Eukaryota; Metazoa; Arthropoda; Insecta; Diptera; Culicidae. The record is from RefSeq and is a predicted model, not a curated record. Bases 36 to 848 code for a protein of 270 amino acids.